This is a messenger RNA of Salvia miltiorrhiza (redroot sage), 1947 nucleotides long. RefSeq names its product GDP-L-galactose phosphorylase 1-like. Gene Ontology annotation, biological process: glucose metabolic process. The record is from RefSeq and is a predicted model, not a curated record. Gene Ontology annotation, molecular function: GDP-D-glucose phosphorylase activity. The coding region runs from base 435 to 1745 and encodes 436 amino acids. NCBI's taxonomy places the organism in Eukaryota, Viridiplantae, Streptophyta, Magnoliopsida, Lamiales, Lamiaceae. Gene Ontology annotation, cellular component: cytoplasm. The transcript has 6 exons.
UAAGGUUGGGUUGGGUGAGUGUCACGACUGUGGGUAGUCUUAAACACCCUUGGCCUUCUUCUCCAAUCAAUCGAAUGACCAUAUAAUUCUCAAACAAAUUCAGCAUUCUCUCUCCCUCUCUUGGUGUUGAGAGGGGCUUAACUCCCUGGAAGAAACAUUGUCACCAAUCACGGCUAUAUAUCAAGCAAACCGGCCACUCCUACAUGUCCGAGCAGUUCGACGCAAGGGUUGUUUGACAGAGACCAACCCUUCGCCGAACGGCGGACGUGGCGCUUCUCCCGCCGAAGGCGGCAAACCCUCCGACCUCCUCUUCCUCGCCGGCGGCGGUUGCUAGCUACGUAGCUUCUAGUUUUUUGUUCCUGCUAUAUUGUUCUAGUGUAUAUUGAAAACAAAAUCAAGUAGUCUUAAAUUGGAAAAAAAGUAGAUUUUUCAAAAUGAUGUUGAGGAUCAAGAGGGUUCCCACUGUCGUCUCCAACUACCAAAAGGAGGAUUCGGAGGACGGCUGCGGCCGCAAUUGCCUUAGAAACUGCUGCCUACCAGGGGCAAAAUUACCUCUCUACGCUUUUAAGAAGGCGAGCAAUGUUGUUAUGGAAAAGGAUUCUGUUGCCACUGAUGAGAAGAAAGAGCUUCAAGCAGACUUCCUGGAUUCUCUUCUAAUUGGGGAGUGGGAGGAUCGAAUGGAGAGAGGCCUCUUUCGCUAUGAUGUCACUGCUUGUGAAACCAAGGUGAUUCCCGGGAAGUAUGGAUUUGUUGCGCAGCUGAAUGAGGGCCGGCAUCUCAAGAAGAGGCCGACUGAGUUUCGUGUAGACAAGGUCCUUCAGCCCUUUGACGAGAGCAAGUUCAACUUCACAAAAGUCGGGCAAGAGGAGGUGCUGUUUCAGUUUGAGGCCAGUGAGGACAAUGCAGUCCACUUCUUUCCAAACAAGCCCAUUGAUGUUGAUAACUCCCCCACUGUUGUUGCCAUUAACGUUAGCCCAAUUGAAUACGGGCACGUGUUGCUCAUCCCUCGGAUAUUUGAAUGCUUGCCUCAGAGGAUUGACCGCCAGAGCUUCUUGCUCGCUCUCUACAUGGCUACUGAAGUCGGAAACCCCUACUUCCGCUUGGGUUACAAUAGCUUGGGCGCAUUCGCAACCAUCAAUCACCUCCACUUUCAGGCCUAUUACUUAGAGAUGCCUUUCCCUAUAGAAAAGGCGUCUUCUAAGAAGAUAACCACAACAAAUGGUGGCGUUGAAAUCUCUAAUAUCCUCAACUAUCCGGUCAGAGGGUUUGUUUUCGAGGGUGGCAAGACUAUGGAAGAGUUAUCCAAUGUUGUCUCGGACUCCUGCAUCUGCCUGCAAGAGAACAACAUUCCCCACAAUGUGCUCAUUGCUGAUUGUGGGAAACGAAUCUUUCUCUUCCCACAGUGUUAUGCAGAGAAACAGGCUCUAGGGGAAGUGAGCUCCGAGCUUCUCGACACUCAAGUUAAUCCGGCUGUUUGGGAGAUAAGCGGGCACAUGGUGUUGAAACGAAAGGUGGACUAUGAAGAGGCAUCCGAGGAGAAUGCCUGGCGGCUUCUGGCAGAGGUUUCCCUCUCAGAAGAGAGGUUGGAAGAAGUUAAGGAGCUUAUAUUUGAAGCCAUCUGCCUCAAUGUUGAGGAUGAAGUUGUCACUCCAAUCACACCAGAUGAGUCGGGUGCCGGCCCUCAAUCUCAUGAAGAUGUCGAUGGCCUUAAGGCCUUGCAACCUGCUAUGGUGCAGGCUGUGUAGCGAAAUUGGUCAUAUUUUGAGUUUGAGCUUGGAUAUAUUAUGUUUCUGCAUUUCCCAUUAUAGUGCCAAACUCUGUUUUGCUAUGUUAUAGGUUAUAUGUAUUUUAAUUUGGUAUGCUAAUUACUUGCAUAUUGUGCCUUGUGAUUUAUGUGCAAUAUACCAUAACAUGUCAAUGGAAUACUACUGAAUUUCUUACAUUUUA